UAUGUUCAGUUGCCUGUCUGCACGACGCAAAUUAGCGUCACGGUUUGUUGUUGUGAUAGUUUGUUCAGUGGUCUUUCUUAAAUUAAAUAAGUAUGUACGCUUACCACGCUGCACUUUGGUCUCCUCCAUACAAUGACCGUGACAUUUCGCCUGCCUAAAUCACCAGGCGGAAAAUUAGUUAACAGACCAUUAAGAAAGAGUUCCAUACCUCUGUGCAAAUAACAGCUAGUUUUCAGUUUUCUCCAUUCCCAGACAGUCCUAACAAUUUUAGCUUGAGUAGUAUGUCCAUGCUACGAAGCUAUUUUUGUUUAUUUUUUGACCUUUUUAAUUUAAAACAAUCACCGUAAGGUACUUAAUUGUUACCCAGAAAUGAUUUGAUAUUGAGAUUAAAAUGGCGGCAUUGGACCUUCAAAAGAUUGUAGCCUAACUGAGGUUCCCCAGAGAGCUGUUUAAGUGGUUGAUUGAACAUUGGCGACUGAUGUUAUUGACUUAUUCCCCUCACAGUCUUCAUGUCAAUGAGCUGUCUGAGAGUGCCCGUUGUGACGACUGGCACUGACCUCCUGGCUGGUACGUUCAACAGUUGGGCACAUUUUAGGAAGUCAUACUAUUAGCAGAGACUACUCAAUUCUUGUCAACCCAGUGGAGACACAUGCUCGUCAUGUCCCAGUCCCAUGCCAGGACAAGGUCGGGGAAGCCGCCACCUGUCACCUUGAUAGACGUUAACAAGCUUCGGAUCUCAGAGCGGUGGAAGGGAUGUUCUAUAAAAGCGGACAAACGGAUGACACCCAGGGGUGUCUGGAUCAAAGCUGUCCUUCCAGGUACCUGCUUUUUGUGUAAGCGCAUAAUCAAAAAGAUCAAGACCAAGCUGAAUGGUGAUAAGAGCAAGGAUAACAUCACUGCUAUACUGGACUCUAUUUGUCGCAGCUUGUGGAAGCUGAAAGGUGUCUGCAACAAACUGGUCAAUAAAUACAAAGAACAACUGAUUGAUGCACUUGCCAGUGAUGUGGAUGCAGUAAAUGCCUGUAAAAAAUUGAAGCUAUGCAAAUGAGAUACCAUUUACCCAUGACUGCCCUGGGCUCAGGUCUGAGCAUACAUGUUCUGUCUGUUUUUUUUUCAGAUGAACACACUGUCAUAGCUUAGCUUUACAUUAUUUUCAUGCACAACUGUCUGGAUGGAAUGGCAGUCUUUAAAGUCACUUGCAUUGCUACUGCAAUUUUUAUUGAAUUAAAUACUGAAACU
Molecule: messenger RNA, 1239 nt
Organism: Oncorhynchus mykiss (rainbow trout)
Lineage: Eukaryota; Metazoa; Chordata; Actinopteri; Salmoniformes; Salmonidae
Source: RefSeq, a predicted model, not a curated record